UAGACAUCACUAAAAAAAAAAGUAAAUGACGAGAGGAAACUCGAGGAAAACCUUUGUUGUUAGUUUUCUUUGUAGAUAGGUAGCUUUAAAUUUUUGAAACCUUUUAAUUUUGGUUCCUAAUUAUUAAAAAUGAAUUUAUCUUAGUUCUCCUUUAAAAUCUCAGUGAGAUCUUUAGUGAGUAGGUCAUGGCUCUUAAGUUAUUUUAGUUUACAAUGUGAAAUCGACUAACUGACGUAUAAUGAAAUCUUUAUAACUGUCCUCGCGGCUGUGGUCUAAGAUGUCAUCAGUAGGGCAGUUAGUGCCUCAGGUGACACGUGGCCCUCCCAACAUGACCAUCAAAUUCAACGGACCACACAUAGAAGGCUCAUUCUGCUCCCUGAUAGAUUACAACUAUGAUCCCAUUAUCAGUGUGAUUUGUGCAAUGUAUAUUAUCUUUGGAAUUGUCUACACACUCUUUGGGUACCGAUGUUUCAAAGCAAGUAUGUUUCUAACGGGUUUCACAUUUGGUUCGGCAAUAGUUUAUCUAAUAUGUCUUCAGGAAUAUUUGAUGCCACCAUAUGGGAAUGUCGGUGUGGCAGUGUGUGCUGGACUACUAUUCGGCCUCAUAACAAUGUUGAUCCAGUAUGUGGGCCUGUUCAUGACGGGUUUCCACACGGGCCUCCUGCUCGCCAUCGCAGGCCUCGCCAUCUACGACCACUUUCUCGAAAGCAGACCUAAUACGUACUGGCUCUGCGUGGUGGUGUUGCUCGUUUCCGGGAUAUUCUUCGCGGUCGUUAACCUCUACUGGAAGAAAGUGCUGACGGUAUUCGGCACGAGCGUGUACGGCGGCGCCGUCAUCGCGACCUGCCUCGACUACUUUCUGGAGCGCAUGGUCAUGCUCAAGUGGUUAUGGGAGCGCGCUAAGCUGGAGCCAGUGGUGGUGCCGCCGUGUCGGCUGUCGUGGCUGGCGCUGGCCGCGUGGCCUGCAGCCACGAUCGUUGGCUUUGUAGCGCAGGGUGCGCUUACCGCCGCCGGGACGCACCACGAGCAAAGUAUAGGCGCGCAGAAGCGUCGACUGAAGGCGCAGCAGUCGCGGCCGGUGACGCGCGAGCAACGCGCCGAGAUGAAGCAGCGCAAGUACCGAUACCUGUACCAGGUGCGUACGGCGCACGGGGACGUGAUCUCGCAGUCGUACGUGCAGGCGCUGCAGAAGAAGGCGCAGUGCGGCAACUGGAGCGGCGCGUGCGGCGGCGGCGGCGGCGGCGAGUGCAGCACGCUGCAGAGCGACUCCACGCACCUCACCGUGCUGGCGCCGCCCACCGACUCCGACGACGACCUCAACCAGAUCCGCGCCGCGCACUAGGGGGCGCAGUGUGACGCCGCGUCUCGAAUUGAAUGACGAAUACUUCCUCUGUCCGCCUGUCGGCGUCGCUGCCGGUCGCAGGCCGCCCAGAGCGCCACCAGUAUUAUUGUAAGAGAUAUCCACUCAUGUCAUUAUAUUAUAUUAUAUUAGUAGUGAUCAAUAUUAUCGAUGUAUUUGUAUUGGAUGUGAUUUUAUGACAUAUUAUUAUUAUUAUUGUAUUUACAUUGUAAUCACAUUACUAAUGUUUAGGUGUCGGAGUUUGAGGCCAUGUUUUAUUUUGGAAACUAUUUUCGAUUCCACGUAAUUUUCUUAACUUAUAAAAUAAAAUUGUUACAAACUCGGAAGUUAUCGAUAUUUUAAAGGGUCGAUGCGACGCAACUGCGCGUGCGCGAGCCCGCUAGGAGUUAAUUAGAAUAUCGUUAUCUAGUGACGUCGAUCCUUACUGAAAUAAUGAAAACACUGCCAUAUUAAUAGCUUUUAUAAAUACUUUAUAGGUAUUAAAUAAUUGUAAAGAGUCCGCGAUGGCCUCGGACUCCGCCGCGUGUGUCGGCCACACGUGUGAGCGCACUCGCGUCUGACGCACUGGACGAAGUCUUCUCCUCUGUUGAACGUUUCGAGAUUUAUUAUUAUUACUAAUGACAUUCCCACGUUUCGUUACUCAUACGCUUUGGCGAGAUUAGUUGCGUUAGGAGUUUCGUUCUAAUUGCCUAUUUGUUUUAGGACUAUCUUUCCUGCCCUUAGACUGAACUGAACGAUUACGAAUAUUUUGUUGGUAGUGUUCCUUUGCCAAGCACAAAGCUGUCGAGCGUGAACGUGAACGUGAACGUGAACGUGAACGGGUAAGCUCUAUAAGAGCGUAGACUAGUGACGUGUACGCGUCCGCGCGGGGCGGGGGCGCGGCUGGUGCGUACGGGUGCGUACGGGUGCGUACGGCCUCCACCGUCCCGAGCGGAACGGAGCGUACAUGUACAUAUUCGACGUGUGAUAUGUUAUAUUUUGGCCAAAGUUUAUUUAAGUUGUUACAGCUAAAAGCACAAUUAUUUUUAUUCACUUUUGAUGUUUACUGCUUUCUUGAAUGUCAAGUGCCCGUGUCGACGGUGAGUCGACGUCGGUAAACCGGCGGUCAGCGGCUGCAGUGAGAUACGUAGUGGUACGGAAGGUGAAUAGCGUGUACAUAUUAUACAGUAGCUUUAAGUGAUAGCGGUAGCGUAGGCGGCGACUGGUCGCGUCCGCCGGGUGUGCCCCGUUCGCUCAACCUCUAGUCCCAGUCCCCGCACACUCCCCUAGUGCGACCACGUCGCUGCACUCAGAUUGGUCGUUUCGAUGUGUUUUGUUUUGUAAAUGUUUAUUCAAUUAGACUCUUGCGACUGUUAUUUUAUUUUAAUUUUAUUAUUAAUAUGUUUGUGUUGAUUUGUACUGAAUUUUAUUAUUUUAUAUUAUUUUUCGAACGUAUGUUUGUGUGUGUGUUUUAUUUCGUUCCCCUCCCGUUCCUCACACCCAGUCGCUCUCGCAUAAGAUUAUAUUACAUAUAUAGGAUAGGUUGGUGAAAUAUAAUCGAUCGUAUAAGUCGAAUCGCUAGGGACGCAAACCGGAGCCGAGACGCGUCUGCCGUCUCGUGAGUACUCUCAGAACAAUAAUAUAUUAAGUGAGGUCUCAGUAGUAGUCGAUAGUAGUAUUACGCGCGGCGCAAUCGUUCCGUUAAUAUUUAAUUUGAAUGGCAUUCACCAGUGCACAGUGACUAUGAUCACUUAAUGAAAAUGAUAUGUUGAUAUCGUAUAAUUUCCCAUUUACGUACUGUCGUCGUAAGUUGUCGUGAGCCCCCGGCCAACUCCCGGCCCCCCGGGUGCGAGGGCGAGUGCCGGUACCGACGUCCGAUAGCGGUGUUUCGAGUCAGUUGCGAAAUGAACAGAAACACCCGGGAAACGGAAGAAGUGAUAUUUAAAAAUUAAAAAUGUACGUGAAUUGUAUUUUUGUAAAUAUGUUGUAGGCGAAAUAAUCUAUUUUCAGUAAUAGCGAUUGCAUUCUCAUCGAAAAACUAAUUUGAUCGUCGUCGUUCUUUCAAUGCUCUCCUGCGCACUCGCCCGAGCGCAGCUGCCGCGACGCGCGACGCGCGCAUACGGGUGACGCAUUGUAAUGUUUUCAGUCGAAAGUUCAAGUCUUGUAACAAAUUAGAAAUGCAGACACGUAGUAUUUAUUCUGGUUUUUAAAAAGCCGCUUUGAUAUUGAUGUAUUUAAAAAUUCUAGUAUAUUUGGGGUUCCGUAUCACAAAAGGUAAAAAGGGUUCAAAGUGAGACUCCGUCCAUCUAAAUAUAGCUCACGCCUGUGCCUCGGAGGCCUGAACGGUAGGUUCAAACCUAUGUGUGUGUGAAUGUUGUGCAUCGGCUAUCGUCGUAUUCAGAAACAAGACAAACCCGUGCUACCGCCUGUACUCUGAUAUUAUAUAAAUCGUAAUAUUAUAGAGCUGCUUUCACCUAUUUUUCCUAAAUUGAAAUGCAAGAAUCGAUUUGACUUUGACAAAGCAAACACGACGAGGAGUUAUGCCGCUCUGUAGUACGGUCUGCAUUAAAACCAUAACCCUCAAAGGCUCAUUUAUUUGCCGCCUCGCUCGCACUGCUUGCAACGACGACUGUUUUACACACACUUUUAGUGUGUGAUGGAGUUAAAUUUGCAAGAGUUCUUUAAGACCAAAUUACUUUUGCCAAUCGCUUUUGUACAGUGCGAUACGAUUGUUUCUGAUGUUAGCCGAUGCACAAUAUUUAUCAUGCAGUAGGUACUAUACGAAGUUAGUCACUAUUGGCAACUGUUCGGACGUAAAUACUUAGCUAUUUUCUUUAAAAAGUGAACUGUUGAGGCUUCGCAAAGAAACAUGUUUCUCUGAACAUAGAGCUCUCACUUUAAUAAAUCAGGUGAUCAGAAAAUAAUAUUGGAAUAAGAAUUCCUUUAACAGAAGCAUUGCCGAGCGUAUGUGACACUUAUAACACAGUUCUACUAUUUUCAUUUCCGUGUAUGCGUCGUAACUCGUUUGCAUUUCAAGUUUCACUUCAAAAUAUAAAAUAGCAAUCACAUAAGUUCUAUGAAACCUCUCGGGGAUGAAUGGAAUGGGUUUCACGAACUGAUCACCGAGCAGGGUUGGAUACGGAACCCUAGCGAGUCACAAUCGCAAUUGAUGUGUGUUUAAAAGUUACGUUCGUUUUAAAUUGUCUUAAAGUACCUGUAGUAGUGUAAAUGUCAACGCGCAAUUUCGCGUUUUCGUAACGCACAAUUCAAAGAAGAAAUUUCAAUCACCGCACAAGUCGAUAAUAAUACUCCAAAAGUAUAUUCUCUCAAACCUUUAUUUCGAAAAAAUAUACUUUUGAGACAUAAUAGAUAUAGAUAUAACUUACUUAAGUAGCAAACUUCUCUCCUACUCGUACACAAUACCGUCACCAACGCCGCCAACGCCAGAGGCCGGCGGCGAGCGGCGGGCGUGCUCGUGCGGCGUCGUGUUUUCAUAAUAUCCGAUCUGAUAUCGUAGCCGACACCGAUUUAUAAACUGUCUCGGUGUGCGCAGCCCCUUUUGCGCAACGGCCAUUUUGCGUUUUUUGUAUUAUAGUCUGCUAUGAUGACC
Messenger RNA from Vanessa atalanta (red admiral), 4949 nucleotides. Its product is annotated as transmembrane protein 198. NCBI's taxonomy places the organism in Eukaryota, Metazoa, Arthropoda, Insecta, Lepidoptera, Nymphalidae. The record is from RefSeq and is a predicted model, not a curated record. The coding region runs from base 278 to 1342 and encodes 354 amino acids. The transcript has 8 exons. Gene Ontology annotation, cellular component: plasma membrane.